AACACCUUUUUCUUUCGGUUUCGUUCGGUCAAAUGUGGUGGCGUUGUUAUCUUACAUUUCCUGAUAAAUUAUUAAUAUUUUUCCUUAAUGUUGUUGUAAAUUAUUAAUAGAACUAGAAAACCCUUCCACACACUAUUCCUUGAUUGAUUAUGAGUGAGACCGAGCACGUAGAUCCGCAAAUUGAAAGCUUUAUUCUUACAGAGACGCAGAAACAACGAUUUCAGGUUCUCGUUCACGGUCUCACAGAUACUUGCUGGGAAACUUGUAUGGGCCGACCUUCAACUCGUCUUGAUUCUAAGACUGAAGUAUGCAUUAUGAACUGUGUUGAAAGAUUCAUAGACUCCACCACUUUUAUCACUAAACGUCUCAUGAACACAACAAAAUACAGGUCCGACACACCACUAGAAUUUGAGUAAUAGAAAUUAAAUUGAAAAAGAAUUCAAAAUGUUCUCCAGCAUUAGAAACUUCUUACAGCGCCACAAGAGAAAGUUCAUAAUUACAGGUGCAGUGUUUGGAUCACUGUAUUUACUUAUGAGCUAUGCUCAAAAAAGACUAAGGGAAUGGCAAGAGAAAGAAGCGAAAAAAUUCUUUGAUAUGACUCGCAAGAAACAACACUUUGAAAGCACUGAGCGCACUUGCAACCAGACUAUACUUACUUUGUCAAAAAUUGUGUCCGAGAGUAUCUUGAGCAUUCUUAACACUGACGAAAUAGUUCAGAAGUUGCAAGAUAACACUGACAGCAAACUCACUCUGUGGGAACAGAUGAAAAUUAUGAUUUUUACUAGGAUUUGUGUGUUAGUUUACGCAUUGACCAUCUUAAAUGUCACAUUGAGAGUACAGUUGAACAUUAUUGGGGGAUAUCUAUAUAGAGAUUCUAUGCAUGAAGAUGAUCCCCUUAUUGACAGUGGAUUGCAAGCAAAAUACCUGUCUCUAUGUCAUCACUUUGUAGGUCCAGGAGUAGAGGAUUUAGUUAGACAAAUAGAAAAAGCUGUGAAGAGAGUUGUUGAGCCGAUAUCUUUGAAAAAGAAAAUCACUUUGCAAGAAGUGGAGCAAGUAUUUUGGUCAGUACAAACAAUUCUGUGCACGGACACAAAUAAUGGAGAUCCAGUUAAGAAAAUGGUCCACUAUUUAGUUGGCCAUACAGAAGUUACAGAAGCCAAAUUUGAUACUAUUGUCAAAGAGACAAUGGAUAUUUUGGAAAGCGAUGAAGUCAUGUCUGUUACUAUGGCAGCAGUGAGCAGUAACUUUUCUACUGUAGUUGAUGAAGUUGCCACAUUAUUUGCGUCAAAAUGGGUUCCAACUAAGAAGAACCAUUUGGAGGUUCUCGAAGACCAUGUUGUCACAAAUGGAGCUUUGAAACUGGGAGGCAGCACAGAUCCAUUUGUCGAUGUCAAUAAAGUUGAAAUGCACUUUGUCAAAUUAUUGCCAGUUGUUAAUGAACUUAUUACUAAGAAAUCAAAUAACAUUCCAGAUUUAAUAACUCAUCAUCUUACAUUAAAUGAGAAGCUAAAGGUCCUUGGAGCCAAUAUAUAUGAAGUGUUUAGUAAUAUUUAAAAAACUAUAUAUAUGGGUGUCAUUUAGUUUAAUUAAUUUAAUAUUUGAAGUACUUUCAUAAAUUAUGUCUAAGCCCUCAUUUGCAUGAGAGUUUUUUAACAGACGUUAAAAAAGGGUUCAAUUAUAGUAUGAAGUUUAAUGAUGGUCUAUUUUCAAUGCCAAAAAUUGAAAAUGCUGCUUGAUUAAAAGCGUUGUGUUUUAAAAACGCUGUUGUGUGAACAUAUACAUGCAUUCGUUGUAUUUGAAUGCUUUUUUUAAUGUCUGUUAAAAAAAAACUCUUGUGCUAAUGGGGGCUAAAAUCUGUUUUUGAGACUCAAAAUGAUUAAACCAUGAUAUAUUUUAGACUAAGGAUAAAAUUCCUAAAUUGAUGUAAGACUAAGAACUACAUAAUUAUAAUUUGAUUAUAAUAUUGAACUAUGUAUAACCCUUCUUGCAGUUGGGUAAAAAACCUUAAAAUGGGUUUGGUAUUUUUGUUGUAAUGAUAUAUUGUAUAAAUUGUACAUUACAUUGUGGGUCAAAUGGAAAAAAAAUGAUUUUUUAAAACUAUAA
This is a messenger RNA of Bicyclus anynana (squinting bush brown), 2103 nucleotides long. It is a transcript of the gene Pex3, whose product is annotated as peroxisomal biogenesis factor 3. The transcript has 2 exons. Bases 445 to 1554 code for a protein of 369 amino acids. NCBI's taxonomy places the organism in Eukaryota, Metazoa, Arthropoda, Insecta, Lepidoptera, Nymphalidae. Gene Ontology annotation, molecular function: protein-macromolecule adaptor activity. Gene Ontology annotation, biological process: protein import into peroxisome membrane. The record is from RefSeq and is a predicted model, not a curated record. Gene Ontology annotation, cellular component: peroxisomal membrane.